AUGAAUGGAUACCCUGCACCCAUGACCCGGGGGGCCAACUUUACCCUCAUGUUCCUGGUCAACCAAGAUUCAUAUUCGGUUAGGAGACUUAUCACUUUUUUUUUUUUACUGUGGACUUAUUGAAUUGAAUCUUAUCUCUAUUCGAGAGCAAAACAUAUUCAAACCCUUAUUCAUUAUUUUUCCUCCAUGUGCCAUUGAUUUCUUGUCUCUCCUAAAUCCUGUCUUAUCCCAGAUGAUUGUGAGUGGUGCCCACUUCAUGGAGUACCUGCACCGGCUGUCAUUCUCCAGAGUGGACACCAUCUCCGUGGAUGGGGGAGUGGAGAUCCAAUCCAUUGCCUUCUCCAACCCUGCAGUGACAGUGAGUAUCUGACAGGUCCUCCGUUUGGGAGAAUACAGUACACCUUUGCGUUCCAAAGGAUCAACCUUGAACAAGGACAUAUUUGCUUAUCUUGGCCAGUUGUUUGGAAUGCCACCCAGUUGGCAAAACAGGUUGCAACUUGCAAUUGUCAUGGUCGGAGUGUAUAAUGAUUGUAAGGAUGUUUUGGACAUCUUUUUAGCAUCCAAAAAAGUAGUUCCCUCAGUUCCUACUUUAAUAAAUUAAAUAAAUAGUAUUCAGACUUACAUGUGUUAACCAAGAGAGUCUGUCCAUAUCCUACACAGCAAAAUUUAAUGUGAUGUAUUUUAUUUUCUCCAGUUACCUCCUCCCCAACCAGGAUAUCCUGGCCAUCCACACAGUGUGAGUAUUCUCCAUAUGACAGACAUACUGAUCAAUAGGAUUCUUAGUUAUAGAAAUGUUUUUGGUAUUUGGAGUUACAUAAGGCCAGCAGUUGUAUGGAAACACUUGUAAUUAGUAGUAAGCACAUUACUACAUAUCUGUGUCCUCACAAAACAGUAGCAUAGGCCAUAACCCAAGAUAGACAUUUUGUUUACAGGGUCAACGGAACCGAAAUAGAUCUCGUCAAAGUAAAUCAGGUCCCAAAACUCCUCCUCAAUUGUGUAAUGCCACACAGGUAGAUUAUAGCAUGCUGGGUUGGAGGCUAAUUUGGUGUAUUGAGAUUUUUUUUCUGGUGGUGGGUGUUUUUACAUUUACAUUUUAGUCAUUUAGCAGACGCUCUUAGUGAGUGCAUACCAUUUUUUUUUUUUUAUGUUCAUACUGGCCCCCCGUGGGAAACGAACCCACAACCCUGGCGUUGCAAGCGCCAUGCUCUACCAACUGAGCUACACGGGACCAUAAAAUGACUGCAUUUCAUUCCAUUCAGUCAAUGUUAGCUUUGAGGGAUGAUCUCCUUGUUUUAAUGCUUUCCUUGUUUAAUUUGAUACUUGUUUGACAGCUGUUUGUCUGUUUUGUAGGCUUUCUCGGCUGCAUUUUGUGCCCCAGGAUUUGUUCAGGUGCGUUGCAUUCAAAUGAAUCAACUUUUUAGAGUUCAGAAUUUGUAGAGUAGAGGCCAACAUCAGGAAUUUGAUUGGAGUUGUAUCAUUGAUCUAUAUAAAUGAAUAAAGCUGAAAUGAAAAUGAAGCUCUGACAAGGUUAAAGUAGUUUAGAGACUGUACUGAAAGGUGCUAUUCUUCAGAUGGUAAUGUACAGUGUUUAUUUUAUAGACACCCCUUCCAUACACCCCCCAGCCAUCCUUCGUAAGUACCCCUUCUUUAACCUACAGACUUAAGUGCAGACUGAACAAUUACAUUAAUUUAUGUAGUAUCGAUACAGAUUGUUAGGGUGAUAUGGUGAUGUUAUGGAUCCUCUGUUCUCAGGUUGUGCCUUAUAAAAACAUAAUGGCAGUUGGACUUUACCAAGGCAAAAACAUCAUCAUCCAGGGUGUGGUCAACCACAACGCUGAUAAGUAAGUAACACUUACUCAUUUAAACACAUCUUGCAUCAUUAAUUUGCUUGUCACCUGCUAUGGGUCAAAGUUGGUACUAUGAAUCGUGUACCUGUACAUUACAGACAAUACAGAUAGAUAAUAAGGAAAUAGGUCCUUUUUAGAUUUGUCUGUCGCCCUCCAAAUUAUUUGUAUAAUUUUUCUUUCACGAUUGUGUAACACUCACCACCAGCAAUGUUCUCCCUCUAUAGAAACAGAACAUUACAGAGCUAUACAGUACUAUGUCAUUCCUUCAGCAUAUCAAUGGCCGACAUAGGUAAGGGUGAUACUCGUUGUAGGCUUACCUUUGACCACUCUUUCCUGUAUCUACCACAGAGCGUUAAUUUAUUUAGUAAACUAACCUGACAUUCCUGGUCAAGCCUUAUAACCAUGAUCAUGGUCUUUAUGGUUCCAGGUUCUGUGUCAACCUGCGUUUCAACUCGGGGGUGGCGCUCCACUUCAACCCCAGGUUUAAUGAGAACGUUGUAGUGCGUAAUAGUCUGCUGAAGGAACAGUGGGGUCCAGAGGAGAGGACAGGGGCAUGCCCUUCUACAGAGGCCAGCCUUUUACGGUAUAAACUACAUUAUACCUGAUUGUAUACUGUAGUAUGGAAGCUAGCUAUAUUUUAACGUUUAUUUGGGAUUUUUGACUUUUUGUGCAUUGACAACAAUUUGAGCUAAAAUUAGUUCUGAAUGUGUUUUAGCUGCAAUGGUACCGUAUUCUUUUCCUUGGAUAAACUCAGCACUCAUGUCAGGUUCUGUGUUUCAGGUCACCAUUAUGUGUGACACCAAGUGCUACAGGGUGAUGGUGAACGGAGCCCAGAUGUUCAGCUACAACCACCGCCACUUCCUGCUCCAGCAGAUAGAUAUCCUGGAGGUGGAAGGGGACGUGAGCCUGUCCUCUGUGCUGGUCUAA
This is a messenger RNA of Coregonus sp. 'balchen', 2774 nucleotides long. NCBI's taxonomy places the organism in Eukaryota, Metazoa, Chordata, Actinopteri, Salmoniformes, Salmonidae. The record is from the annotation of a GenBank genome assembly.